Molecule: messenger RNA, 822 nt
Organism: Aspergillus nidulans FGSC A4
Lineage: Eukaryota; Fungi; Ascomycota; Eurotiomycetes; Eurotiales; Aspergillaceae
Product: SDR family NAD(P)-dependent oxidoreductase
Exons: 1
Coding region: 1-822 (273 amino acids)
Source: RefSeq, a predicted model, not a curated record
AUGGCACGCGCACUCGACGCCAACGGCGCCUUUAAGGUCUUCAUUAUUGGCCGGCGGGAAGGUGUCCUUCAGGAAACAGCCGCUUCUGCCGUCAACGGAUCGAUCAUUCCUGUCACUGCGGAUGUGACGUCUAAAGAGUCACUGCAAGCCGCCUACGACACCGUUGCUUCUCAGACCGACCACAUUGACCUGCUAGUUGCCAACAGCGGAAUCGCAGGUCCCAUUACAAACACAGAGAUCCAGCCCGAUUGCUAUCCCACCCUAUCCGAGUUUCGCGACCAGUUCUGGUCGAUCCCCAUGGAGGAAUUCACAAAUGUGUCCCAUGUCAAUGUCACGGGAGCGUUCUACACCAUAUUGGCAUUCUUGCCGCUGCUUGAAGCCCAGAACAAGAAACGACCGGCGCCGAUACCGGGCACUGUAUCCUCUCCCAAACCACAAGUGAUCAUUACAGGCUCAAUUGCAGGGUUUACCCGCCUUGCACUUCCCGGCUUCCCAUACAAUCUAUCCAAGGCAGCAGUGACCCAUAUGGUUAAGAUGCUUGCGACAACCUUCAGUCAAUACGACAUGCGUGUCAAUGGUAUCACACCAGGUCUUUAUCGUACUGACAUGUCGUUGCCGUUUUACAAGUCGCAGGGUGUACGUGGGAAUGGGACCGAGGAUGGGUCGUUUCCACGAUCUAUGGUUCCCGUCACAAGGAGUGGUAGUGAAGAAGACAUGGCCGGCAUUAUACUCUGGAUGGCUGGUGCCGCGGGGGGAUACCUGAACGGGAAUAUUGUCGUUAGUGAUGGAGGCUCGGUGAGUGUUGUGCCCUCGACUUAUUAA